This is a messenger RNA of Chenopodium quinoa (quinoa), 1684 nucleotides long. RefSeq lists its product as uncharacterized. The coding region runs from base 450 to 1490 and encodes 346 amino acids. Lineage: Eukaryota; Viridiplantae; Streptophyta; Magnoliopsida; Caryophyllales; Amaranthaceae. The transcript is spliced from 2 exons. Gene Ontology annotation, cellular component: membrane. The record is from RefSeq and is a predicted model, not a curated record. Gene Ontology annotation, molecular function: glycosyltransferase activity.
CUGGCCUGUAUACUUGAAACUCUUCAACAAAUUUGGCCUUAUUCACGAUUUAUUGCAUUACAAGUCUUUUUUCACUUCUUUUACGGAGGAAUCCAUGACUAUAUAAACAUGUUACAUGUUCUUAUCUCAUCACUUUUCUACUCAUGCUUUUUAGUGUUUGUUGAAGAAUUUCUGAACCUUUUUCCACCCUUGUUCCUUAGAUUAUGUAAUUACUUCCGUUUCGAUUUAUUCACUUCCGUUUUGAUUUAUUCAUUCAUUCUUAAUUACUCGUGUUAUGCAACUUAGGAUGUAAUGAAAAUGGGUAAUCAUCAACAUCAUCAAAAAACAACAGCAAGUUCUGUGUCCAAAUUUAUCUUCUUUGUAGUUGGUUUGUCUGUUGGAAUUACAUCCUGUUUUUACAUCCUCAGCUUUUAUUACAUUACAAAUUAGAAUCAGUUGUUAGCAACAGCAUGCACAACAUCAAUAUCCUCACAUGUUACUCAAGCAGCGUUAGCAUCUACACCAUUGACGCCCUCACCAUCGCCUCCACCACCACCAUCACCACCUCCCCCUCCCCUCCAUCCCUGCCUACACUACGCGAAGAGGAGUCAGGGAAGGAACUGUUGCAUUAUAUAGAGGAUGAUGCAGAGUUGUUAUGGCGGGCGUCAAUGGUGCCUCAGAUACCGGAGUACCCAUUUCAACGUGUUCCAAAGCUUGCCUUCAUGUUCUUGACAAGAGGUCCCCUACCUUUAGCUCCUCUAUGGGAGAUGUUCUUUAAAGGACAUGAAGAUAAAUUUUCUAUUUACAUCCAUACUCAUCCUAAUUACACUGAUCCUAUGCCUAAGGAUUCUGUCUUCCAUGGUAGAAGGAUUCCUAGCAAGAUUGUGGAGUGGGGAACCAUAUCAAUGAUUGAUGCUGAAAGACGAUUACUAGCCUCAGCAAUGCUAGACUACUCAAACGAAAAAUUCAUCCUCCUCUCGGAAGCCUGCAUCCCCUUGUACAACUUCUCAACAAUCUACGACUACCUACUGAUCAAUAACAAUCUGAGCUUCGUAGGAAUUGUACCUGUCUUCGAAAAGUCCAGCAUUUACAGAUGGCGGGGCAAGAUGGACCCACCCCUCAAGAGAUGGCAGUGGCACAAGGGUCCUCAAUGGGUUGUCAUGGACCGAGUUUUAUCCAUAGACAUCCUUUCGGACAACGAAUAUUACUCAGUGUUUCGAGAUCAUGGUAGUUUCCAAGAUGAACAUUAUGUUCAGAUUUUGGUUAUGCGUUAUCAUCCAGAGCGCAACUCGAAUUGGAGCUUGACUUGGACUGAAUGGAAGGGCAACCGCCAUCCUACCAUGUUAGGACCAAGGUCUAAUAUUUCAGCAGAUUUGAUUCAACAUAUGAGGUUCAGGGAUAAUUGUACUAUUGGUGGCCAAUUUACUAACAUGUGCUAUAUUUUUGCUCGCAAAUUUGCUCCUCAUAGUAUUAAGCAGUUGUUGGAGAUUAGUUCUACAUUGUUUGGGUGAAUAUUAAUCAAGGUAAAGAUAGAGCAAGUGAUCUAUCUUUAAUAUUGUUUCCUACAUUGCAAAGUUGUAGUUCAUUUGUUUAGCAAAAAUAAACAUAAAAAUAAAGAUAAAAGUUUCAAACAAAAAAUGAUCAAUGUGCAGGUCAAAACAUGCACAGAAAUGUAACACUGGUAAUAUAAAAGCAUCAACUUAUG